This is a messenger RNA of Rhizopus microsporus ATCC 52813, 792 nucleotides long. Its product is annotated as succinate dehydrogenase and fumarate r. Gene Ontology annotation, cellular component: mitochondrial membrane. Gene Ontology annotation, molecular function: 2 iron, 2 sulfur cluster binding; electron transfer activity. Bases 1 to 792 code for a protein of 263 amino acids. Gene Ontology annotation, biological process: aerobic respiration; tricarboxylic acid cycle; respiratory electron transport chain. The record is from RefSeq and is a predicted model, not a curated record. NCBI's taxonomy places the organism in Eukaryota, Fungi, Mucoromycota, Mucoromycetes, Mucorales, Rhizopodaceae. The transcript has 3 exons.
AUGCGCAGCUUAAAAACAGCAAGCAACCCAGCUGCUAUCGCUAAUCCAUCACCUCCACCUUAUGAACCACACAAGAAAACGCCUAAAUACAAGUCUUUUGAAGUGUAUCGAUGGAACCCCGAUCGACCUACAGAAAAGCCUAUACUCAAAACGUUCAAAGUGGAUUUGAAUUCAUGCGGUCCAAUGGUACUUGACGCUCUUAUCAAAAUCAAGAAUGAACAAGAUUCUACCUUGACUUUUCGUCGCUCCUGUCGUGAAGGCAUCUGUGGUUCAUGUGCUAUGAACAUUGGUGGUAUAAACACACUUGCCUGUAUUGCUAGAAUCGAUCCUGAUAUAUCAAAACCACUCAAGAUUUAUCCUUUGCCUCACAUGAACAUUAUCAAAGAUCUUGUACCUGACUUGACGCACUUUUAUAAGCAAUAUAAAAGCAUUGAACCUUAUUUAAAGCAAAGGACAUCUCCUCCUCCUGACAGAGAAAAUUUACAAUCGAUUGAAGAUAGAGACAAGUUGAAUGGUUUAUAUGAAUGCAUCUUGUGCGCUUGCUGUUCUACUUCUUGUCCAUCUUAUUGGUGGAAUCAAGAAGAAUAUCUCGGUCCGGCUGUAUUGCUGCAUUCCUACCGCUGGAUGGUCGAUAGUCGUGAUCAAUAUGGUAAAGAGCGCAGAGAGAGGCUGCAAGAUAAGAUGUCGUUAUAUCGAUGUCAUACUAUCUUGAAUUGCUCAAAGACUUGUCCAAAGGGACUCCAGCCAGGAAAGGCUAUCCAACGAAUUAAAAUGCUCAUGGCAACAGAGUAG